This is a messenger RNA of Phyllotreta striolata, 1890 nucleotides long. The record is from the annotation of a GenBank genome assembly. NCBI's taxonomy places the organism in Eukaryota, Metazoa, Arthropoda, Insecta, Coleoptera, Chrysomelidae.
AUGAACGCCAGCAAGAGCCAGAGCAGCUUCGAAGGCAGCCCCUCAGACGCUUCCAAUUCGAAUUCCAACGCCUCCCUCGAUUCGCAACAAUCGAACCAACCGCCGACCGCUGCCUCUUCCUGCCGAGACCACGGCCAGGUGUCCUUUUUGCUGGGCCAAUCGAUCGGUUCGCACGGGGAGCGUUUCCGGUGCGAGGGGCACGCCGAGAACAGCCUCGCGGGCAUGCGGGCCUAUCUCUCCACGGGGAAACUCUGCGAUGUUACUCUCAUAGCGGGGACCUCCGGCAGGCGAAUUAGGGCCCACAGGUUAGUUUUGGCCGCUGCCAGCGAGUAUUUCUCAGCCAUGUUUACGGGAGGCUUGAGUUACGACAAGGAAUCGGAGAUAACCCUCGGAGAGGUGAAAGGGGACGUAUUGGAGGCGAUCGUACACUAUUGUUAUACAGGGUGUGUGGAUAUUAGGGAGGAUAACGCGGAGACUUUACUUUCUACGGCUUCUUUGAUGCUGUUACACGAGAUAGUCGAGGCUUGUUCGAGGUUUUUGGUCCACCAAUUGCAUCCGAGCAACAGUCUCGGCAUAGCCCUAUUCGCCGAACACCAAUCCUGCAACAGUCUCUUACAAGAAGCCAAUUCCUACAUAAAUCAACACUUUACCACGAUAAUCAAAAAUCAGGAAUUCCAACAACUCACCGUCGAGCAGCUAUCGAAUCUCUUGAAAAACGAAGACUUGAACGUCUCCCACGAGGAUCAAAUCUUCCGGGCGCUCUUGACGUGGAUCGAAUUCGAUCCGGAUAAUCGAACACAACAUACAGGGCGUUUAUUGGAAUCCGUCAAAUUACCCCUUUUAUCUAUGGGAUUCCUCACCGAUCACGUGAUGCCCAUUUGUCAAGAUAUGUCCUGCAUGAAACUGUUCGGAGAAGCCGUAUCGUGGCACACUUGGCCCGACAGGCGCCAAUCCAAAGCUAACUGGAGAACCCGUCCGAGAAAGGCCACUCUAGGCAGAUUGCUUGUCGUAGGCGGCAUGGAUAAGAACAAAGGGGCGACGACGAUCGAAUCGUACGAUCCGAGAUGCGACGCGUGGACGGAGCCUUAUCAGAUGAACAGCAGAACGCUGCAGUUCGGGAUGGCUUUGAUGGGAACCAAGAAGUUGCUAAUCGUAGGGGGCCGCGACGGCCUGAAGACGCUCAACACCGUCGAAUGUCUCGACACCGAGACGGGCCAUUGGACGCAAACGACGCCGAUGAACACGCAUCGACACGGCCUGGGGGCCUCGGUGCUCGGCGGGGCGCUCUACGCCGUCGGCGGCCACGACGGCUGGAGUUACCUGAACAGCGUGGAGCGCUGGGACCCGGCGGGCAGGACGUGGCAAUACGUGGCCCCCAUGAGCAGCCAGAGGUGCUCCGCCGGCGUGACGGCUUUGGGGGAUCGGUUGUACGCCGUCGGAGGGAGAGAUGGCACGUCUUGCCUGCGUACAGUGGAAAGAUACGACCCGUUCACCAACAAAUGGACGACGGUGGCGCCGAUGCUGAGACGACGCGGGGGCGUCGGCGUCGCGGCGGUCGGGGGCUAUUUGUACGCGGUUGGGGGACAAGACGCCCCGGCCAAUAGCCCGACGGCGUCGAGGUUCGAUUGCGUCGAACGAUACGAUCCCGUGAGCGAUACGUGGAGUUUGAUCAGUCCGUUGCCGAGCAAACGCGACGCGGUCGCCGCCUGUCGUUUCGGAGACAAACUAUUCGCCAUAGGGGGUUACGAUGGGUCGCGGUAUCUUUCCAACGUGGAGGUCUUCGAUCCGGAUACUCAAGAAUGGAGCAGUUUGGCACCGUUGAAAACGGGACGGGCGGGCGCGUGCGUGAUCGCCAUUGGUAACGCGCAUGCUCCGUCGAAUAACGCAUAG